Molecule: messenger RNA, 444 nt
Organism: Caenorhabditis briggsae
Lineage: Eukaryota; Metazoa; Nematoda; Chromadorea; Rhabditida; Rhabditidae
Exons: 3
Coding region: 1-444 (147 amino acids)
Source: RefSeq, a predicted model, not a curated record
AUGGAAUCCGGCUGUUGCCAGCUCUGCUCAAAAUUUGGCUGUCCAGAUGACCACUCUGGAACAUCAGAAGUCGGAGAGAAUAUGUAUUGGUCAUGGUCCUCUCAAGCCCCACCUGCCAAUCUCGACAGCUUUGGAGUCUCAGCCUCGAAUUCAUGGGAGAAGGAGUUCCAAGACUACGGAUGGACCUCAAUUGUUUUGGAUAUGGCCACUUUUAACACUGGAAUCGGACACGCUGCACAGAUGGCUUGGCCUAACACCAAUUUGAUCGGAUGUGGUGUAAAGUAUUGCGGAAAGGGUUCGAAUGGCUGGCACAGAGUUACUGUGGUUUGCCAGUACAAAUCUCAAGGAAAUAUCAUCAAUACUAAUAUCUACCAAAAAGGAAAUUCCUGCUCUGCAUGUGCUUCCGGAUCCACAUGCGAGACUUCUACCGGAUUGUGCGUCUAA